AUGUCAGUUGUAUUAUUCCAGGAUGGUGGAUGGACAGCAUUAAUGUGGGCUGCCAGUGAAGGACACCUGGAGAUCUGUAGACUCCUCAUUGAUACAGGAUGUUUGGACACCUGGAGAUCUGUAGACUCCUCAUUGAUACAGGAUGUAAGAGGAUGGACAGCAUUAAUGAAGGCUGCCUGGGGAGGAAACCUGGAGAUCUGUGGACUUCUCAUUGAUAGAAGAUGUAAGAUCGACAUCACACAAGAGGAUGGAUGGACAGCAUUAAUGAAGGCUGCCUGGGGAGGAAACCUGGAGAUCUGUGGACUUCUCAUUGAUAGAAGAUGUAAGAUCGACACCACAACAAGAGAUGGAUACACAGCUUUACAUUUGGCUGCUGAGGAGGGACAUCUACAGACCACAAGAUGUCUGGUAGAACAAGGAGGUGCCAGUCCCUUGCUUACAACACAUGAGGGUCUAACUCCAUAUGAUCUUGCAGCAGCAAAACUGAAAGAAUAUCCAGAUAGAUUUAAAAGUAACAAAGAAGUAAUGGAAUACUUGCAGAAAUUCCGUGAUAUAUCAGAAUCCAUUUUGACCAAACUCACCCAGUUGAAUAGAGAUGACUUCCAGGAUCUUGUAGCUCUAGGAACAUUUUCUUCCUACGAAAACAGGGUGUUUUUGGCUGGUCCUUGCAACAGUGGGAAAUCUUCGCUAGCAAGUAUUUUAAUUGACGAGGCAAUUCCAAAGACAUGGUAUUCAACAGAUGGACUAGUUAUUCAUUUUGGUAGAAAUGGCAUAGACUUACAACACAGAAAAAUGAUUCCAUUGAAAAAAGGUAGUGGUGAUAUUUUAACAAAACUUCUACUUGGAAAUCCUGAAUUAAAAGAACAACAAAGACGUUCUGUUGAAUCCCAAAUAGAUAAGAAUGUUGAUAAAAAUAUAGAUAAAGUCCCAGGUGAUCCUAAAUCAAAUCUUACAACAAAUGAAUCUAAGUUAAAUCCAUCUAACAUGGAAAACUUUCCGCCAAAACAGCAACGACAAAAAACCAGAGCAACAUCUGAAAUGUCCUUUUCUGGUAGACAACAACAAUUUCCUACUCAAACCUCUCAGAAGACUUUACAAGACCUCCAGGAACAGCCAAUUCAUACUGCUCAUUCCAUACAAGAUGAUUUAUUGGAGAAGAUUAAGGAAGGAACUUAUAUCAUGAAAAUAGCACCUUCGGAUUUGGUCGAUUUCGGUGGGCAAAGAUCGUUUGAUAUGACUCAUCAGUUAUUUAUCCAGCACAGGGGGACGUUCAUUCUGAUGUUUGAUGGACGUUUGGGCCUUUAUACAGAAUUGGAAGAAUACCCACAAGGAGAUGUUACAGCUGCAUCCAUUCUUGUGCAUUGGAUUAACUCUAUAUUGACUUACUGUACAAAAAGUGAUGACAAAAUGCCACGAAUUGUGUUUGCUGCUACCCAUAGUGAUAGCUUCUCUGAGGAUGAGAAAAAGAAAUUAGUUGUAACAUUCCAAGAAGAGCUGACACAGAUGUUUUCCUCACACAAACUUCAUGAGCAUAUCAUGUACUACAAAGUCUUUUUCAUCAAUGCAACGGAUAAAGCAGACGUAGAAAUUGGUCGUUUAAAGGAUAUAUUAGUUGACAUAGCAUUCCAGCAGUCAACAUGGGGACAACAAAUGCCGAUUGUUUGGGUUCCUCUUGAUUUACAGAUAUCAGAUAUGAGAGCAAAUGGAGUAAAGUUGAUAACAAAAGAAAGGCUGUUGGAAAUCAACCAGUCGAAUAAGGAAUUUGCUCUAAGUGAAAGAAGAUUUGAAGACUUCUUACUUGUUCAACACUCAAUCGGAAAGCUAUUGUAUUUCAGUGAACCUGCUUUACAAGAUUUCAUUGUCAUUCAGCCUUCAGCAAUGGUCAAUAUCCUGAGAGCAUUUAUCACAGACAGAAUUUUUUGGCCAGAGAAUGGACCCAUUCGAGACAUACUGCAGCGUUUAUCAUCUACUGGAGUUCUAAAGAAGAUCGAUCUUUUUACUCUUUGGUCACAACCAGCUUUUAACGAUAUUUUGACCGAUGAAAGAAUACAGGAAUAUGUAGUGAAGGUUCUCCUCCACCUUGAUAUCCUUGUAGAACCUCAACGCUACACUGAAAAAGAAAUAUCUGCAAAUUUGUUUUUGGUGCCCUGCAUUGUGACGGAAAAUAUUCCCCAAAAUAUGCAAAGUAAUGCAACAGAUGACAGAACGAUAUGUAUAGCUUAUCAUCUGAGGGAGACAGUGGUUCCAUCUGCUUUAUUAUUCAAACUUAUCGGUGCUUCAAUUAGCAUCUGGCCUUUGAGAGUAGUGAACUCUCGUUAUUGUCUAUUUUUUCAAGCAGCAAUUAUGGAUGCUGAUAACAAAAACGAACUUCAAAUUCACGUGGAAGGGCAUAGAAUCAUUGUAUACCUCAUACAUAAGGUGUCCAAGCAGCUCAUAUCUCCAGACCUAGCAACAACAACACAGGAAUGUUUGACUUUGGCACUAGAAAGAAUUAUUCAGUUUUACAAUCGUUGUUUAGGUGAACAAAGUCUUCAAGUUAUGUCAGAUCUGUUUGAAAUAGAAGUUGGAGAAGUAUGCGAAGGUGAAACAUGUUUAAUACCUUUGUCGGUUGCAAAACAGCAAGUCCAUUGGACAUGCAAGAAUGGUAACAAACAUGAAACUAAAUGGCCUCUGUAUUGGGUUUUUGACAAGAAUAAACAUCAUUGUGACUUAGACUGUAAAGGUCUCGAAAGGGAAACACUACUCUUAAGACCCAAUGAUCAGCAUUUUGUACAGCUAGCAAGAACAAUAGGAACUGGUGAAUUCCGCAAAUUCUUCAUGAACCUGGGUAUGAAGGAAGCUGAUUACGAAAACAUACAUUUUCGUUAUUUCUCAAAUCCAAUGGAUUUUAUGUUGUUUGGGCUCUUUGCAUGGAGAGACAGAGCAGAUAGUACUCCAUCGAAGGCAACCUUUGAGAAAUUACUGACAGCACUUGCAGCUAUAAAAGUACCACAUUAUCUCUGUCAGGUACACAGAGAGGACCAUACUUUAGUUGAAAUUGCUCACAAUCGCUUGCAAGACAUUCCAUCAGAUGACGUUAUUAAUACCUUAACAGAAAAGAAGCUGAUAGGUGAUUGUGUUGUUCACUUAGGCGUUGAAUUGGGUCUAAGCAUCAAUAGCAUUAAGGAGACAAUAGUCAACAAUCCAAGGGAUUUGUAUGAUCGUAUACAUAAUCUUCUCAUAAAAUGGAAAACUUGCAAUGAACCCAACAUGGUAACGCCAACAAUCUACCGACUAAUGGUGGCUUUAAAACGUGUUGAAGCGGCUGAAGGACUGGCUUUUGUGAUGAAAACAUAUGACGUGGAGCAAAACUAUGAAAGUCCAGAAAUUGUUGCAAGAUUGAAUCCUUACAAGGAAAAAUGCAAUCCAAUCCAACCUAAAGAUUCUCCCACCAAGGUACGUGUCCGUGUUAAAGCUGGUAAACAUGUAUUUGUCCAUGAAAUGGCACCAGGAACCGCCAGUCUUGCUGGGUUCAUCAACGAGGAAAUAAAUUUUACAAAGAUGGGAAUGAUUGCUCUGAAUAUUCUUGCUGCUGCUUUAUAUGACCUAUUAAAACCUGAUAAACCACAUCUACGUCAAAGGAGCGAUUGUGAUAUAACAUACUUGUACCAGGAGCACAGGAAAGUAAACAAAUAUAUUCCAACUAACGGAUGGGGAGGGAUGUGGCAAGCUAUUCAAGUUACAGACAUAUCUACUGGAGAUGAUAUCGAGCGCAUACGACAUACAAGGAAUGAACUACAGCACUCAACAGAAUUUAAACUUGGAGAUACACGUUUUAACGAGUUGUGUAACAUAAUAAGAGAUCUUUUAAACAGAUUUGAUAUACUUAACAAACCAGCAAGGCUUUAUAUUGAUCACCUAAAGGAAAUUUUGGCUAAAACUGUUUCUGCUCAGGAUGUUCAAUCAAUUAAAAAUGAAAUAUUAGAAAUGGAUAUUACAGUUGAAAUUGAAAACCCAAUGCAAGUUCAACCUUAAUAAAAAAUUAAAUCAGGAUUUUUAUUGCAAACAGUUAUUUUUGGCACAUUAUUUGAAAUAGGCAUACUACUUAUCAUACCAGCAUAUUGACAGUAGAUCAACAACAAUUCAUGACUAGAAUGCCGUCUUUAGAGUAGAGAUGUAAUGCUGUUAUUUAUAGUAAGUCUAAGGUUUAAGACAUUUCAAAGAAGACAUAGUGAACCUAACUGUCUAUUCAUACAGUUGACGAAAGUAAUGGCUGAGAUAAAAUAGUGGACCAAUCUUUAUAUUGGUAGAAUUAUGAAAGUAAGGCCACACCAAUUUAAUUUCUUGUUCUACGGAUUUUUGGACUCCAAAAAUUGGGGCGAGCGAGCGAUUUGAAAAUUUUAAUAAAAAAAUAUUUAAUUUGAAAAUUUUUUUAGGCGCUGCUUAAAAAGUAAAGGCGAGCGAUUAUAUUUUUUUUUUGUAAACAUAAAAUAGUAGGUUUUGACUAUAUUAAAACUUCAUUGAUCACUUGUACCUUGACAUUUCUUUAAUUUAUGAAGUAUUUGUUCCCUGUUCAACAAGAACUAAUUGAUUAAUUAAAUCUGGUCUAUGUAUGUGUGACUGAAAAUGAGACAAUUCUCCAUCCAGGUCAUAAUCAGGUUCAGAACAACCCCUUAAUGUUAUGAUUAUUAACUUAUGAAUAUCCAUUUUAUGAGGUUAUGAAUAUCCCUUUUAUGAGGGGUCAAUAUAAGUUAUAAUAUAUUUUUUUUGUAAAAAUACUUUAAGUACAAAAGGGCUUGUAUUUUCUCAAAGAACUAUAAUAUUUGGCAUUAAAUGGUCAAAAAAUGUCCAAGAAUUUUGUAAUAUUCCUGGACUUUAACCAUGUUAACACAUUUACUUUAACAGUUUAAUAUUAUUCAAAACAAGUGGACCCAUCCCUCUUUUAGAAAAGUUGUUUAAAAUAUAAUGUAUUUCUCCUCUUUUUGAGUAAAAAAUUCUAAAUUGUCAAAGGUUUUGUAUAGUAGCACCAAGGAUUUGUAUAGUUAACUAUACAAAUCCUUGGUAGCACUAUUCAAAUCUUUAGUAUUUCUAUUUUCUUUUCUACAACAGUAAACCUGGUAAAAUGACCCCUUCAAGGCCAAGUUGUCUGAGGGAGGGUUGGUCCCAACCUGAUAAUAACAAACAUAGGUCCAAGUACAGCCUUUUACACAGAGCUUUGAUCAAGACCAACCAGCAAGCUAUAAGGGACCACAACUUAGUAUUGUACACAAUUCGAACAGGAAAACCAACAAACUAAUUUAUAUUUCCAAACGGGAAAAUACCAAUGAACCACAUCAACAAAUGAUAACUGCUGAACGACAGGUCCCUGAAUCAACAGGACAGGUGCACAAACCUGCAGCGUGUAUGACCGUCGCCAUACAUUAUAAUUACAGUUAAAGGCAAAUCCUUCAGAAGUUCUUUGUACUUUAUUUUAACAACGAACCUUUUUUUGUAGGGAAUAUAAGUUAAGGGGGAAAGAAACCAACGUUUUGUUCUGUACUGGUAUUUCCGCUAUAAUGUAUUUAUAUCGGAGCACUCCCGCUUGGAAUAAAUUGGUUUCAUGCUGAAACAAAUAUUCUCGCAGAUAUUUACAGUGUUGUGGGGUGUUGAUAGGUUUAAAAUCGCAAUAUAAAGGCAAGACUGUGAUUUUUAAAACAAAUGUUGCGAUCUUUUUAUAAUAUUUAAAAAAAAAACGGUGCGGGAAAUGGACAUGUUUUCAUUUCCGGAUGCGGGAAGCGGGAAUAUAAUAAAAAUAAAAAAAAUCUGUUUUGAAAAAAAUAGGUGCGGGCGGGUCCGUCGAACAAGGAAUCAAAUUGGUGUAGCCUAAUGGUCAAGAUACGAUAGUGGACCAUUGUCGAAAUUGUGGACUAAACUUAAAAAGGGAACCGAUAUUGUAAUGUUUAAGUGUUAUUAUUUAAUAAUUUAAUUACAUGCAGCAAACAUGUUAUGUGAAUAAUUACCAAUACUUAAAUCGUUAUGUACAUAACAAUUAAUAUUUGUUUAUAAAUAUGUUUCGUGUGUUAUAUUAAUGAAAUGAAAUGUUAAGACGUAGAAAAUAUGUAUAGUACACAGACAAAACAAGAACGCAUAACAAAACAGCCUUUAUCUUUUUAUCAGAAGUAACAGAAUUAUUUUUGUCCUUUUGUGAAGUUAAUGUAGAUAGACGACCUUAUUAGUCAUCAUUAAAUAUAUUUACAUCUUUUGUAAACCUUGGCUUGAAUAAUUGUAUGUAGAUAGAUCACCUAAUUAGUCAUCAUUAGAUAUAUUUACAACGUUUGUAUACUUGAUUUUUUAUUAUUAAUUGUUUUGGCUUUUAACUAGCUGUCAGUAACUGCGAGUACUCUAAAAUCUAACUUUCUUUAAAAUUUGACCUGUUUAUACUACUUUUAAUGCUUUUUUGUUAUUUAAUAUAAACAUGGAUCUUGUUUAUAUGAUGAGUUUAUUUACAACCACUGGGUCGAUGCCACUGCUGGUGGAGAUUUAUUUCCCCGAGGGUAUCACCAGCCCAGUAGUCAGCACUUUUUAAGCUGACAUGAAUUAUCAUUCAUACGGUUAUAUUUAUAAAUUAACUAUUUACAAAAUUUAGACUUUGAAAAACUUAGGCUUUUCUACCCCAGGCAUAGAUUACCUUAGCUGUAUUUGGCAAAACUUUUAGGAAUUUUGGUCCUUAAUGCUCUUCAUUUCGUACUUUAUCUGGCUUUUUCAAUUUUUUGGGGAUUCGAGCGUCACUGAUGAGUCUUUUGUAGACGAAACGCGAGUCUGGCGUAUGUACAAAAUUUAGUCCUGGUAUCUAUGAUGAGUUUAUUUACUAUAUACCAGCUUUGAUUAUUUGGAAUUACAACAAAUGUUCAUUUCUUCGUACUAUGAACAUCAAAUGUUUUUUUUUUCAUUUCUCCCUAAAUAUUGUUCUUGCAACUGUACAGGAAGUUUUAUCUAGCACUUAUUGUAUAUUUUUAUUGCUGAUAUUCCCCCAUAUAUACCAAGUGUUAGAUUAGUUUUAUUGAUAUAAAAGAUUUAUUGGUAUUCCUAAACGGAAGAUUUUUUACACACAGAAGAAUAAGUAUACUUAACCACAAAAUUAUUUUCAUUUACUUGUGUAUUAUAUGACACUGGUCUCUUCAAAAGUGAUGAUUUUCUAAAAUGUGUUUAACAUUUCACAGUGAUAUCAUACUUUAACUUUGUUUAAACUGUUUAUUUACUUUUGACCUUAAUUAUUUAUCCAUUAUAGUGUUUAUUAACUAUGUAUUUGCAUUCGGGUAUCGCAGAUCAAAUUAAUUGAAUCAUUCGGUGCUAAUUUGCUUAUUUUUAUUCAGUUAAGCCUUCCAAUUGAUAUUUUAUAGUAUGUUUUCUGUGUUGUGAUGUUAUACUAUUGUUUCAGAAAAGUGAGAAGGUAUGGUACCAUUUUAACGUUCAAUCCUGCUGCACCUGUUUGCACCUGUCCUAAGUCAGGAAUCUGAUGUACAGAAGUUGUCGGCUGUUUAAAUAGAUCAUAAAGUUACGUGAUCCUGGUUUUCGCAUUUAAAUAGUUCCACACUAGUAAUUUUUGGGGCUUGUUGUUCGGUGUGUACCAGGGCUUCAUAAAUUGUUACUUGGAUGUUGAGCUGUCUCAUUGGUACACAUACCACAUCUUCCUAUAUCUCUUUUCCUCUUCCUGAAGCAGGGAUUAUUUAUUUGGACUCCGUAAUGAUCUCAAUAUCUAAAAAGAAGGAAUAUGGUGUACAUAUAUUUCAUAACUAGAUUAAACAGUUGUAGCAUGCCAGAUAAUUCUAUAUUUCCAAAUAUAUAGAGACCUGUUUGUGUAAUAAUCACUGAUCAGAAUACAAAAUAAGGCAAUAAUGUGUGAUUGAAUGAAAAAUCUAUCCAUCCAAUGGUAGAAUAAUGUGAAUGUAAGCAACUAAAGCAUACUGCAUCGCAUUCAUCAAAAAGCUAAAUCGAUUUAUUGUAAACUAGAGAAAGCCCUUGCAUAAAAUAAAUGUGAAACAAUCUUAUUUAUGAUAAAUAAUCAACAACUACAAGGGUUGUUAAACAACCUGGACAUCCUAUGAGGG
Molecule: messenger RNA, 8066 nt
Organism: Mytilus trossulus (common blue mussel)
Lineage: Eukaryota; Metazoa; Mollusca; Bivalvia; Mytilida; Mytilidae
Exons: 18
Coding region: 1-4014 (1337 amino acids)
Biological process (GO): signal transduction
Molecular function (GO): protein binding
Source: RefSeq, a predicted model, not a curated record